Microthlaspi erraticum is the source of this 444-nucleotide messenger RNA. The record is from the annotation of a GenBank genome assembly. Lineage: Eukaryota; Viridiplantae; Streptophyta; Magnoliopsida; Brassicales; Brassicaceae.
AUGUUAAAUUUGAAUGAGAAGUUGGAUAAGCUGAUCUUAGCUCAGUCCACAAUGAAGAAAGUCAACUUUGUGUCUGCUGAAGAGAUGGAACCAGUCCAAGAAGGGGAGGAUACACAAUUUGCUGAGGUAUGCUACAUGAGCAAUGGGCAAGGAGGUUACAACAAAGGAUACUAUAAUUACAAGUCCAACCCAGCCAUGUCAUACCGCAACACUGAUGUUGCUAACCCUCAGGACCAGGUCUAUCCUCAACAACAAGCAAGCUCGAUCGAGUCAAGCCCACAACAUGGGUAUGGUCAAAAACAACUACCAAGGACCCUCAAGGGACUUUUCCUGGUCAGCAAAUGCACAUACCACCUGGCUUUCCCCACCAACCACCCCAGCCUGCACCUACACCUGAGAAUGAGCUCAAGGCAUGCUAAACAACUUGCUUCAAGGGCAAGCUGA